Molecule: messenger RNA, 1830 nt
Organism: Rhodotorula graminis WP1
Lineage: Eukaryota; Fungi; Basidiomycota; Microbotryomycetes; Sporidiobolales; Sporidiobolaceae
Exons: 13
Coding region: 1-1830 (609 amino acids)
Biological process (GO): lactate catabolic process
Cellular component (GO): mitochondrion
Molecular function (GO): D-lactate dehydrogenase (cytochrome) activity; FAD binding; D-lactate dehydrogenase (NAD+) activity
Source: RefSeq, a predicted model, not a curated record
AUGCUCGCACGCACAGGCAUCGUCCCCGCCGCGCGCGCAUCGCCCCUCGCCGCCGCCAUUGCCCCGCCGCUCCGCUCCCCCACCAUCCUCAUCGCUCGCCGCACUCUCGCGACUCGCCCGCACCCUUUAGCCUCUCGCGUCACGCCAAAAGGUCCCGUACCCGCCGGCAAGACCCCGUCCCACCUGCGCGCCCGCCCUCAACGCCUCAGCGUCCUCAGCGCCAUCCUCCUCGCGUCCCUCACCGGCUCGCUCACGUACGCUCUCGGCCGGCAAGAGGCGUCGAGCAAGGCCGGUCCGACCAAGGAGUACAAGGACCCGACCCUCGACGGCUUCACCAAGGCGCUCGACGAGAUCCGCGCGUGGCUGUCGGACGAGGACCUCGACACGAGCCGCGACACGCUCGUCGCGCACGGCUACAACGAGUGGGCUGCACAUGGUCCGACGGGCCUGCCCGGCGCGGUCCUGUACCCUCGCUCGACCGAGGACGUCGUCAAGAUUGUCCAGACGGCGGCCAAGUACUCGAUCCCGCUCAUCCCGUACUGCGCCGGUACGUCGCUCGAGGGCCACACGACCGCGCUCGGGUACGCCAACAACCCGAGCGAGAAGGACGCGCAGGAGAAGCUCGCGCGAGACGGCCAUGUCGAGGUCGACGACCUCGUGCCGGGCCUCGCGCUCGUUCUCGACUUUGCCCAGAACAUGAACAACAUCGUCUCGAUCAACAGCCACGAUCUCGACGCCGUCGUUCAACCCGGGGUCUCGUACGACGCCCUCAACGCCGAGCUCAAGGAGCGAGGCAUCCCGCUCUUCUUCCCCGUCGACCCGGCACCAGGAGCGCAAAUCGGCGGCAUGAUCGGCACGGGCGCCUCGGGCACCAACGCGGUGCGGUACGGCACGAUGCGCGACAACGUCCUUAACUUGACGGUCGUCCUCGCGAGCGGCGAGGUCAUCAAGACGCGGCAACGAGCCAAGAAGUCGUCGGUCGGCCCCGACCUCAGCAGGCUCUUCAUCGGCGCAGAAGGGACCCUCGGCAUUGUCACUGAGGCGACGCUCAAGCUCGCGCCUUUGCUCCCCUCGACCGUCGCCGUCUCGUCCUUCCCGACCAUCGCCGCCGCCGCUGCCGCCGCCCGCGACCUCGUCCAGCACGGCAUCUCGCUCGCGUGCAUCGAGCUCCUCGACGACGUCAUGGUCGACGCGACCAACCAGCAGGCGGGCAAGGGCGCACGCACGUGGCCGGUCAAGCCGAGCCUGUUCCUCAAGUUCAGCGGCACCAAGGAGCAGAUGGCGAUCGACAUCGAGCGCACCAAGAAGAUCACGCAGAGCAACGAGGGGAGCGGGUUCGCGUUCGCGAGGAACGACAAGGAGGCCGAGGAGAUUUGGCAUUCUCGCAAGAUCGCGCUGUGGUCGGCUCUCGAGUACCUCAAGGGCGCCAAGUGCUGGGUCACCGACGUCUGCGUGCCCUUGUCGCGCUUCCCUGAGCUCAUCACCGAGACCAAGGCCGACAUCGACAGCGAGGGCAUCGUCGGACCGAUCGUCAGCCACGCAGGCGACGGCAACUUCCACGCGCUCCUCCUGUUCCGCACGCCCGACGAGCUCGUCAAGGUCGAGCGGCUCGUGCACAACAUGGUCGAGCGGGCGCAGCGCAUGGACGGUACGGCGACGGGCGAACACGGUGUCGGCAUCGGCAAGAAGCCCUACGUCGAGGCCGAGCUCGGCGCCGGAACGGUCCAGCUGCUGCGCGACAUCAAGCGCCAGAUGGACCCGCAGAACAUCCUCAACCCGGGCAAGCUCAUUCCCGAUGAGAAGGGCGAGGAGAAGCGCAUGGCGCACUGA